Molecule: messenger RNA, 3381 nt
Organism: Anguilla rostrata (American eel)
Lineage: Eukaryota; Metazoa; Chordata; Actinopteri; Anguilliformes; Anguillidae
Product: sentrin-specific protease 5-like
Exons: 10
Coding region: 212-2278 (688 amino acids)
Biological process (GO): protein desumoylation; proteolysis
Cellular component (GO): nucleus
Molecular function (GO): deSUMOylase activity
Source: RefSeq, a predicted model, not a curated record
CAUUGGUUUUAAACCGGUAGUGGAUGUAUGACGUAUUUAAUGCCCGACAGAUACAUGUGUAGUUGUGUGUGAGCCGGGUUGUUAGGAGUAGGAUUACUGAAAGCACUUUACUGUCCAGUGAUGGCUGGAUUUUGGUAACGUUUUGUGUGGUUAUUGAUCUGGGGUCGUGACGGGCCAAUCUAAUGUAAAAUGGCUGCAAAAAUCUUCGGCAAUGAGGACCAAUAGUUUCGCCAGGCUUCACCGCAACCGUUUUUGGUUGCAGGCACGUGGAAUGUUAUUCUCUAAAUACCGGUCUUUGAGUCAUAUCAGACGAAAAGGAAUCCUCUCUCACGUACAUAAGACACGGCGGACUAAUUUUCGGCUAAAGAAAUUGUCUAGAACUAGAGUCAAGCCUCAGGGGUCUGCUCAAGUCGCAGGCCACCUGGGUGCUGAGGUGGUUAAGCAUGACAUAACGGAAGGACAAUCACCCGGCUGCCCACUAAAGACAGACAACCCAGAGGAGGUUCAUUCAGCAGAUAUGUCUGCAGCCAUCUCAGGCUGUCCAGUUGUAUUAUCCGAGGAGUCUGCAGUACAUGCUCCACCCCUGGAGCUGUCCAGCAUCCACCUUUCCUUGAAUGUCAUUGGCCAGACUGUGGACAAUGUUCACCCAAGCUGUGCUUCACCAGAGGAGGCAGGUCAGAGGACCAAGCAGACAGCAGACUGCAGAAGUGUAAAACGGUCUCUGUCAAAGAAGAGCUCAAGGCUAUCCAGGAAUGGCAGAAGAAGAGGUCUGCCUCUGUUGAAGUGGCACAGGAGAUUGUCAAGGUUUGACUUCCAGUUCUGUCGGUACGGAGUCGAGAGCUCUUGGUUUGGCCACUGCAGGAAGGGUAGAAAAUCCAGAAACAUUCCCCACAUUUCAAACCUUAGAGACAACUCCCAAAAAGCAAAGGUGCUUCCCUACUUGUCCAGCCCAAACACAGAGCCCAAGGACUUAAUCAGGGAAGGCAGUGGCAAUGAUCUAAAGAAACUUGGGAAGAUCGAGCGUGUGCCAGAAGAGGGUGGGUCAGAGCCAGCAGAGGGAACUCUGGCGCAAAACCAGUCUGCCCUCAGCGUGUGGUCGUCAGGGCUGGAGGCUGUCUGUGGGCCUGCCGGAGGAAAUAAGCACACGUCCAUGUCCUGUGACAGCAGUGGCCCAAAAACUCAACCACAGCUGGACAAACCUGAGGGGCCCGAAAUAUCCAGGGUGGACCAUAGUCACAGUUCUGGAAUUAGUGGUCUAGAAAUAGACAAACAGACUCUACCUGCCAGCAGCCCUCCAGCUGGUGAUGGUGAGGACAAGGAGGCAGCAUUACCCCCACCUUGCCUGGUACAGGGCAGCGGGCCCCUUCGGGACCACCGCUACUGCAGGACCACAGUAGGGGCCCCCAACUCUGUUACACACAGCAAGAACCUACGCACUAAGGAGGUGGCGGGCACUAGCAGCCAGCUGUUAUCCAAACAGGUCACCAAUGAAGCGAUAAAAGAACUCAUUCACGAGUAUCUUAAGCACUUUUAUGGGAAGCAUGGCAGCUUCAUACCUUUGAGUAAGAGUGAUGUACUGAAGCACCUUAACAAUAAGCUCAACACAGACCUCAAGGACAGAAAGUCUUUAAUCUAUACAGAACUGACUAAAUACCAAGCUGUUUUAGCCAGCUCUCCAAUGCGCUGUUUCAAAGUGGUCUACAACAAGCACAUGCUGACCCUGGAGGACCUUUCUACACUGGACAACCAGAACUGGGUCAAUGAUCAGGUUAUAAACAUGUAUGGGGAAUUAAUCGAGGAGGCUGUCAAUCACAAGGUCCAUUUCUUCAACAGUUUCUUUCACAGACAGCUGGUAACCAAGGGGUACGAAGGGGUCAAGAGGUGGACCAAAAAGGUGGAUCUCUUCACCAAAAAACUGCUGCUGAUUCCCAUUCACCUAGAGAUCCACUGGUCUCUGAUCACUGUGGACAUUGCCACCCGGAACGUCUAUUUCUACGACUCUCAAGGCAUUGUGUUCAGGCAUGCUAUUGAGAACAUCUUAAAGUACAUUAUGGCUGAAGCGAAAGAAAAGGAGCAGAUGGUUUAUCAGAAAGGCUGGAAGAUGAUCAUUAACAAGAGGAUACCACAGCAGAGGAACGACAAUGACUGUGGGGUCUUUGUUUUGGAGUACUGUAAGUGCCUGGCACUGGGCAGACCGCUGCAGUUCUCUCAGGCAGACAUGCCGAAGAUCCGGAAGCGCAUUUACAAGGAGCUCUGCGACUGCAAGCUCGCAGAGUGACGUAGAAACCUGCCGUUGUCUUGCCCUGGCCCAGAGAAGGCCGCAGUCACUGCAGAGUGCACACCUGAUUUCAAAACGAACAUACGGAGUGGAAACUGGCCCCUCCCUGCUUGGAUAAUGUGCUCCCUAACAUGAGUUUAGAAAGGUGCGCUGUUCACAAGUCAGAGGAGACUGGUCCCUACAAGCCUUUGUGUUUAAGACUGGGGUUGAAGCAAAUGAAUGCCAUCAGUGUCAGUGUUUCAGGUACUCUUCUGAGUUGCCUCCACUUCUUCUGUUGGUUCACCUAUAAUCCCUUUGAAAGGGUUUUGUUUAAGAAGACAAAUUAAACUGCACUUGCAACUUUUGUUCUGCUCGGUUCUGUGUUGCUUGAUUGUAGAAGGCAGAUUGUAACUGGAAGAAGGCAAAUUUCUUGUUACUGCCUUAAAGCUGGCUUUUCAAAGCAUAAAAACUUUUUUUAACUUCGUAAUUAUUUUACUAAUUAUCAUGUGAUUUUAGUCGCCCCCAUAGAUUUUCACUGAAUGAUGUACUUGACUGAUAAACAUUAAACAGUAUGUCCAUUGUCUUGACAUUUGUCUACUGGUAGAUGAUAUGAACAUUUACUGGAAUUAUUGUUGCACUAGUUGUUUGGCGACUGUUUUCACAAGGAGUUAAUAUUGUUUAAGAAAUACAUGUCUAUUGUUAUGUUUGCUUCCAUUUACUUUUGGUUCUUCUAUUUGUGCGGAAAGCAGUUAGUGUGAAGGCAUGUGAUGUGAUUUUCAUUUCAUAAUGGGCUACACUAGCAAAAAAGGAGGAACACGUUAUUGCAUAGUGUGAUUAAGCAAAUAGUGUGCUUUAAUCCAGCACAGAUUGAUAAAAACGGCUACCGUCAGAUUCAUUUUGUGAAUUAUCACAUGGAGUUCUGGGUUAAAUCCUUAAACCAAUGUAUAUGUAUAUAAGCAAACAUUUGAAAAUGUAUGCAUAACUGCAGAAAGCCCCAUAUUUAUUUAUUGCUGCCAGAACUGUUCAAUGUAUGGAUAUGUGUAGUCUAUGAGCGAGUACUGUACAAAAAUAAUUGAAACAUUGUACAUUGAAAAAUGUUUAAUAAACAGUGAAGUCCUAUUAUG